AUGGCCGCCGCUACCUCCGCUGCUUCGGCUCAGCAGCCCACCGUCUUCCCCCACAGCCAUGUCGGUUUCGACAGCAUCACUUCCCAGAUCGAGCGGAAGCUGUUGAAGCGUGGUUUCCAGUUCAAUGUCAUGUGUGUCGGUCAAACCGGCCUGGGCAAGUCGACUCUGGUCAACACCAUCUUCGCAUCCCACCUGAUCGACUCCAAGGAAUCCGAGAAGACUGCAAGCAAGGUGCAAUGGCUAACGGAAGAGUCAAUAGUCAUCGAGGAGAACGGCGUUCGUCUGCGUCUGAACAUUGUCGACACACCGGGAUACGGUGACCAGGUGAACAACGACCGCUGCUGGGACCCCAUCGUCAAGUACAUCAAGGACCAACACUCGGCAUACCUCCGCAAGGAGCUCACCGCGCAGCGUGAACGUUAUAUCCAAGAUACCCGUAUCCACUGCUGCUUGUUCUUCAUUCAGCCUUCCGGUCAUGCUCUCAAGCCCAUCGAUAUUGUUGUCCUGAAGAAGCUGUCCGAUGUCGUCAACGUUGUUCCCGUUAUCGCCAAGGCUGACUCUCUGACUCUUGAGGAGCGCCAGGCCUUUAAGGAGCGCAUUAAGGAGGAGUUCACCUUCCACAACUUGAAGAUGUACCCAUAUGAUAACGACGAGCUCGACGACGAGGAGCGCUCUAUCAACGCCCAGAUUAAGGAAAUCAUCCCCUUCUCCGUGGUCGGCAGUGAAAAGACCAUUGUCGUCAACGGCAAGCAGGUCCGCGGUCGUCAGAAUCGCUGGGGUGUCAUCAACGUCGAGGACGAGAACCACUGCGAAUUUGUCUACCUGCGCAACUUCCUGACCCGUACCCACCUGCAGGACCUAGUCGAGACCACCAGCCAGAUCCACUACGAGACCUUCCGUGCCAAGCAGCUGCUGGCUCUGAAGGAGAGCAGCGCUGCCGGUGGCCACUCUGCCGGUGGCAGUCGACCCAUCAGUCCCUCUGCGGACCGGGAGCUCAGCCGUAACUCGCAACGGGCGGCCAUGAACGGCUACUAA
Molecule: messenger RNA, 1035 nt
Organism: Penicillium argentinense
Lineage: Eukaryota; Fungi; Ascomycota; Eurotiomycetes; Eurotiales; Aspergillaceae
Gene: aspD
Product: septin aspD
Exons: 6
Coding region: 1-1035 (344 amino acids)
Biological process (GO): cytoskeleton-dependent cytokinesis
Cellular component (GO): septin ring; septin complex; microtubule cytoskeleton
Molecular function (GO): GTPase activity; molecular adaptor activity; GTP binding
Source: RefSeq, a predicted model, not a curated record